AUUUGAGAACCUUUGACAAAUAACCCAAAAACUUGUCACUGUCACAUACAUUUUACAAAUCUCCUAACAAAAAUGCAAAAAGCCCCAAAACCAGAACGUCAAUGGCCCGUGAUCGCCCCAUUCGAAGUUGUAAUCCACAAUCAACCCCAUGACUGUUGGGUGUCUUUCCUUGGAAAAGUGCUGGACAUCACCCCCCUGAUAACUCAAUACAAAGACCAACAAUGCGUCAAGCCACUGCUCGCUAUGGCCGGUAAAGAUAUUAGCCACUGGUUCGACGAGAGAACUGGUGAUAUAAUGCACUACGUUCAUCCAGAAACUGGAAUUAAAGUCCCAUACUGUCCACAUGGACCGUUGCCUGAUGUCCAAGUGAAUGUGCCAGCGACUGCUUGGACGCGACAGGAUAGACCCCCAUGGUGGAAAGACGAGAAGUACCAAAUUGGUCUUUUAAGUAAAAAAACCCGACCCAUAAGGAUCAUCAAUAUGCUCACAAUGGCUGAAGUCACCAUUACCGUGUGCUGCGAGGAUACGUUUUACAGGAUCCUUGAGCGAUAUCGGCUGUUUAAUAGUGAUGCGAGCAGUUACACUUGGAGGUAUUUGGACAAUAAUAUUGAUAUGACUAAGACGUUGGAGGAGAACGGGAUUCCCGAUGAAAGGGAGAUUUUUACGGAGCUGGGUUUGCCCCAGAACUUUUAUAUGCCCAGUAUAUUUUUGUAUUAUAAUGACGAUUUGAAGUGGGCUGUAGAGAAUGAUUCUGAUGAUGAACAAACAGCAACUUAGGAUUACUUGUAAAAUAAUGUAAUUUUUAUUGAUAUAUAUACAUUUUUUUAAAUUA
Anthonomus grandis grandis is the source of this 832-nucleotide messenger RNA. Its product is annotated as cytochrome b5 domain-containing protein 1. The record is from RefSeq and is a predicted model, not a curated record. The transcript has a single exon. The coding region runs from base 73 to 777 and encodes 234 amino acids. Lineage: Eukaryota; Metazoa; Arthropoda; Insecta; Coleoptera; Curculionidae.